Molecule: messenger RNA, 1064 nt
Organism: Ananas comosus (pineapple)
Lineage: Eukaryota; Viridiplantae; Streptophyta; Magnoliopsida; Poales; Bromeliaceae
Product: protein disulfide-isomerase SCO2
Exons: 3
Coding region: 113-721 (202 amino acids)
Source: RefSeq, a predicted model, not a curated record
CGUCUCACUUUUUAUCUUCAUUGGCUCUCGCGCGUUCGUCCUUCUCCGUCUCGCUCCCUUCGAAAGCGGAGGCGAGAGGGAUGAGACCCCUCGCCCAAACCCUAACCCUAGAAUGUCCCUCCCAAACCCUAGCUCCCUCCUCUUCCUCGCUCCCAAGCCCGCGCUCCCCCUCUCCUCGCCGCCGCAGCUACCCCUCCACCGGUGCCGCGCGGCGGCGGAGGCCUCGGACGCCGCCGCCGACCCCUCCGACUGGUUCCGGCCCCGGCGGUCGCCGGAGCCCGACGCGAGGAUCGCGGCGCGCGACCCCGGCGUCCGCGUGAACGCCAAGGAGGAGGCCAAGGACGGGGGCGGGGGGCGGAAGCAGAAGAAGAAGUGGUGGUGGUGGUCUCGCGAUCGCGAGAGCUACCUCGCAGACGACUCCGACGCGCUACCGCUCCCCAUGACCUACCCCAACUCCUCCCCGGCUCCGCCCGAGGAGAUCGAUCGCCGCCUCAAUUGCGAUCCCGAAGUUGAGGAUUGUAAAGAGGUGGUGUAUGAGUGGACGGGGAAGUGUAGGAGUUGCCAGGGGACGGGAUUUGUGAGCUAUUAUAACAAGAAGGGGAAGGAGACCAUCUGCAAAUGUGUUCCUUGUCUUGGAAUUGGCUAUGUCCAGAAAUUUACAGUCCGCAAGGACAUUGAUGUGAUGGAAGACCUAGACAAAGGCAACGGGAAACCUCCUUAAUUGCUGCUCCGAUUCUUCUCUCUUGCUGUUGAUCGGUAAGUUUUGGUUAGUGAUCCUUACAAUUUUCAAGAGCACGAGUGUUGCAAUAUUUUCUCAUUGCAGGGAAUCGUUCUCUUUUUGUACUCAAUUUUGUAAUAACAAUUUAUACCGCAACUACUCGCCUACAGUUUCUUACGGCCUCUCUGUUGUGGGAGCAUAAUUCCACGUUUAAUCUGUAGCAUACCUGUUGUGAUUGAGGAGCUGUAUACAUUUUAUGUUAUAUUUAAAGGGAAGCAAAUCAUUGAAGUUGAGGACAACUUUUUUUUGCUAAUAAAGAAAUUCUUACAUGUGUUCUUGGAUGUCA